This is a messenger RNA of Scophthalmus maximus (turbot), 3513 nucleotides long. RefSeq names its product K(lysine) acetyltransferase 5a (gene kat5a). Gene Ontology annotation, biological process: regulation of DNA-templated transcription. The record is from RefSeq and is a predicted model, not a curated record. NCBI's taxonomy places the organism in Eukaryota, Metazoa, Chordata, Actinopteri, Pleuronectiformes, Scophthalmidae. Gene Ontology annotation, molecular function: histone acetyltransferase activity. Bases 99 to 1913 code for a protein of 604 amino acids. The transcript has 16 exons.
UGGCGCUCGGAGUUUGCGCUUGUCUUUUGUUUCAUCUUUGACUCGGACCGGCAUUUUCCCACAACACCCCGCUGCUGCUGCUGCUGCUGCUCCUACUGAUGACGAAAAUGGCGGACAGCGCAUCGUCGGUCGAGAUCGUUGAGGGCUGUCGCCUGCCCGUUCUUCGUAAAAACCAAGAGCACGAGGACGAAUGGCCAUUGGCGGAAAUUCUAAGUGUGAAAGAAGUCUCUGCGAGAAAGCUCUUCUAUGUUCACUACAUUGACUUCAACAAGCGUCUGGAUGAGUGGGUCACGGGGGACCGGCUGGACAUGAAGAAGCUCCAGUUCCCUAAGAAAGAAGCAAAAACGCCAACCAAGAAUGGUCUUCCAGGCUCCCGUCCCAGUUCUCCAGAGAGAGAAGUGAGGAAGAGUCUAGAUCUCAACCAACAAUCUGCCACAGCUCCUUCCAGAGGCAAAACCCUCCCCACACCGUUGUCGGGCCACAGUGAGCUGCAUGGAACUCCAGACACGAACAACCACGACACAAUAAAGGAAGAAGACGAUCCAGUCGUGCAGAUCAAAUCUGGAAGUGAUUUAAAACACAAUGUGUCCAAAUGUUUGUCGGGUGUGCGCGCUGGACUCGUCAAGCCAAAUGUCAGCUUCAGAUCUUUCAAGAAAAGGAAAGUGGAGCCCGUCCCCCCGGUGACUCAGGUACCCCCGGCGCCCCCUGUGCCGUCACUGCCAAGUUCAGCUGAAGCCUCUCAGGCAUCUGUUUUUCCUGCUGUGAGGGACACCAACACCUUUAAGUCCCGCGAAGACCAUGACCCGAUCGCUUCACUCACGACGAACGGCAAUGCGCGGCGAAUCAUCCCCUCUCAGCCUGGGAGGAAAAGGAAAGCUAAUUGUGGGGGAACUGAUGAGAUGAUUAAGGUUUUGCAGUAUAACAAACCUCAAAGUGCCAGUGUCUUUCUACCACCACCAGAGGAUUCCCAGGAUAGUUCGGAUGGCAUCCCGUCUGCGCCCCGCAUGACGGGGAGUCUGGUGUCCGACCGCAGCCACGAUGACAUCGUGACCCGGAUGAAAAACAUCGAGUGCAUAGAGCUCGGACGACACAGACUGAAGCCCUGGUACUUCUCGCCGUACCCACAGGAACUCACCACACUACCCAUCCUCUACCUCUGUGAAUUCUGUCUCAAGUAUCUCAAAAGCCUCAAGUGUCUCCAGAGGCAUUUGACAAAGUGUAAUCUGAGACAUCCGCCAGGCAAUGAGAUCUACCGCAAAGGCACCAUCUCAUUCUUUGAGAUUGAUGGCAGGAAAAACAAAACUUAUUCCCAGAACCUGUGUUUACUCGCUAAGUGUUUCCUGGAUCACAAAACCUUGUAUUAUGACACAGACCCUUUCCUCUUCUAUGUGAUGACCGAGUAUGACUCCAAAGGCUUCCACAUAGUGGGCUACUUCUCUAAGGAAAAAGAGUCGACUGAAGAUUAUAAUGUUGCCUGCAUCCUGACCUUGCCUCCCUACCAGCGGAGGGGCUAUGGCAAACUGCUCAUUGAGUUCAGUUACGAGCUGUCCAAGGUCGAGGGGAAGACGGGCACUCCCGAGAAGCCGCUUUCUGACCUGGGUCUUUUGUCCUAUCGCUCCUACUGGUCCCAGACCAUCUUGGAAAUUCUCAUGGACCUUAAACCUGACAAUGGAGAGAGGCCGCAGAUUACCAUCAACGAGAUCAGUGAGAUCACAAGUGUAAAGAAAGAAGACGUCAUUUCAACACUUCAGUAUCUCAACCUAAUCAACUACUACAAGGGUCAGUACAUCCUGACUCUUUCAGAGGACAUUGUGGAGGGGCACGAACGGGCGAUGCAGAAGAGACACUUGCGCAUUGAUUCUAAAUGCCUUCACUUCACACCUAAAGACUGGAGCAAGAGGGGCAAGUGGUAAAGCCCCGUCCUGUUUCAUACAAUACCCCGCCCAGUUGCCCAGAUUGCAGACUUGAAGCAAACAGUGGAUCCGAUAAAGUUUUUUCUUUUGUCGAGCGUUCUCAUCAAGAACCUCGACCUGAUCAAAGCAAUGAAUGUAAACUGUGACUUGAGAAGCAGCAGCUUUUAUUGUGAAUAUUCAUUUUUUAAAUUGUGAGCAUGAAAAAGGAGUCAAACUUGGGGACAAAAGAGAGAGAAAAAACUUGCAGCAAACAACAAACCUUCCACUGUGUAAAAGAUCCAGUGUAUGACAUUUUGUUUACAGCUGGAUAAGGUGUCUGCCUAAAAUGGCAAACAUGCACACUACCUAAUGAAAGUGAUGUUCUUCUAAAGAACACAAAGGAGAUUUCUUUUCUAAUUUUUUCAAAUCUUCCCCGUGAUUUGGCCUCCACAAACGUAAGUGUGUUUUUGUCCACCUGCUUUGUAUUUGCCACAAAAGAAGUGGAAUUAAAAAGUUGUCAUCAGAAUUUAUUUAUGUAUCUGAGAAAGACAGAAUUCAUUGUGUCUCGUUAUCAUAUAAGUCACACUUCAGGAAGCUUAGUUUAUGGAACAUGUUCUGGACUUGGUCACACUCAUUAAGAAAUAGCACAACUCUUGUGUGAACAACAGUCACCCAACCUAGUGAUCUCUUUCUACGUUGUACAGUGAUAUGAAAUGCUUCUUUCCUUGUACAAAAGUUUGAAUAGUAUUUAAAACAAAACCCCACAAAUGAACAGACUCUGUUUAUAUUUAUAUAUUUAUAUCGAUCACUCUGUGUGAUGAGUUCUGUGAGUGUGUAGACGGGAAAAGGCACAAAGAGUUACAUUUCAGCUCUGUUGAGGGAGGAGGCCCUGCUGUUCAUAUUGUCAACGUCUCAACACGAUGAUUAUAGUUUAUUGUGAUUUUCUUUUCUUUCUUUUUUUUGUGAGUGCCUGAAUUUUAAUGUCUGGUCGAACAGGGGGAACAGAAACAUGCUAUUAGUUCCCUGCCGUAGGCUUCAUGUUUAGGAAAAAAAUAGAACCAUUUGGAUGCAGACAAACGUAGUCCACAUUAGGAAUUUCUAAGAAACUACAUUGUCCGUCCAUGUUGAUAUUUUACAAUAGAAGCUCUGCUUUUCAUUUCCUUUUGUUUUAAAUAGAUGGAAGUGUUUAUGCUCUUUGUUUGUGGUCAUUCAGGUGAAUAUUCUUUCUUUUUUUCAGAUAAUCCUCUGUCACAAACAUCUGUACCAGGUGUACAAUGAGACAAAUAAAUUCCAGUUGUUGCUGUAAUACUGUAAAUAAUGAACCUGAUUAUUAAGAGAAAAAAAAUUGAAAAGACAGAAGCCAUGUUGAACUGUUAGAGGAAUGUAAAUUUUGUGUACAGGUGUCUUUCUUUUUUUUACUUGAUGUAUACUAACAGGCCUCACAAUAUUAACAGGAAAAGACCAUAAACUGAUCUCCUUCUUUGAGUUGGUGUUUUUAUGUUUACAUGUGGAUUUACCCUUUUGAAAUGAUUUAGCAUAUCUUGAUGUGGAACACAGUCGAGAGUAUGAUUUAAACAUUUGAUAGCUUGUUGAAUUGAUAAAAAAAACCAUUGUAAAAACC